Penicillium griseofulvum is the source of this 1272-nucleotide messenger RNA. RefSeq names its product questin oxidase family protein. The record is from RefSeq and is a predicted model, not a curated record. The transcript is spliced from 5 exons. Gene Ontology annotation, molecular function: oxidoreductase activity. NCBI's taxonomy places the organism in Eukaryota, Fungi, Ascomycota, Eurotiomycetes, Eurotiales, Aspergillaceae. Bases 1 to 1272 code for a protein of 423 amino acids.
AUGGCCACCGCUACUGAAAUCCAUCUGUCACCGGUGACAGAUACGGGCAUUUACAGCUCAAAUGUGAGAGACGACGCUGCGCGCACAGCGAGCGAGAUCUUACAGGAUGACAUGGCCACCCACCAUGUCUUCUUCAAUGACCAGGGGUUCCAUACACCAGGGGAUAUCAAGGCUUGUUAUGAGCGGAAUAAGACAUAUCAGAGACCCGCCCUUCCAGCGAGCCAAGAUGUCAUCCAAUCCAUGCAUGAUGCCGCUAAAUUCCAGGAGUACGCUGGGAAGGAAGAACAUUACCCCAACUACCUACGUUUCUUCCAGCAUGAGAUCGAUGCAAAGGGCGUUGCCGGCGUUCUGCGCGAGUAUGUCUUCGCCGGGGAUGAGCGAGCUGAGAGUAUGAUGUGUCGGUUAUUUGGCGGUCUCGUACACCCACUUAUCCAUUUGGGUUUCGGUAUAGAGUUCAACCAACCUGCGAUCGUGGCUCAAGCCCUUGCACAGGCAGCUGUGCAUGAUGACUGGCUGGGUCGUGCCUUCUUCCUACCCGCCGAGAAGAUGGCUGGUGGCGUGGGAAAGCCUGGACAGAAGUCUCCGCUCCAGCUCUUAAAUGAGAUGCGGGCUGACAAGGCUCUUAUUCAGAGUGUCCAGUGGUCUGACUCUAAUAAGAUCAAGGAUGGAGUUCUCCACAGAGCACCGGAGCAGAUGCUCAAGUAUGCAUCGCAAUUCACUGUCUCCGAGGACCAGGCCGAGGAGCGGUUGGCGGAGAUGAUCAAUACAGUCUCCUACUAUACCAGUGCAGCCCAGCGUCCGACUAGAGAGAUGAGGAUUGAUUUCUUCUUCAUCCAUUGUGUCAAUUCGUCUAUCUUCUUUUCCAAGAUUAUCAUUCUCCCAUACUUGGAUCAAAAAGCCAAGCUGCGCAUGUUGGAAUGGAAGGGACGUAUGGAUCUCUUGAUGUAUAUUUCACGUGGAACACCUGACCUUCUGUUGGAUGAGGUGGCGAAUUAUCCACUGAAAGAAGACUGGCCGCAGAUAUUCGCGCGGAGUAUUGCGCAUCCCGGCGAUGAUGGACAUCUAGCAAAGCUAGCACGGGCUUUGGCGCAUGGUCAGAAAGUCUGCGAGGCAUUUGAGAGUAAACAUCCCGAGAUGCCGAUCAAGGGAUAUAUGUGGCUUAGGAUUGGAAAUAUAGCUGUUGACUCUACUGUCGAGGAGGCAGAUAGACCAAUGUGGGUUCGUUCUACUGGAUUUGAUGAAGCGUGGGAGCCGCACCAGGCCCAUAUGUGA